UGUAUGGAUUCACCGCAAGUGGCCAGAUUAGAGUUCUCGAUAGAACACAGCUUCUAGUAGCUCUUUGGUAUUUGAUCGCUGCAAUCAUCAUGUAGUUACCGUUGUACGGAACAAGCUGCUACUGUCUCACCACUCAAUACGGUGGUUUAAUGUCCAAAAUUUCGAUUUUUAUUUUUUCCCGUAUCGCCCAGACCUAGUCCUGAAGAAAUUAGUGGUGAAGAUUUGGUGGUUUUAUCCCAUUUUAGAGGUUUUCUUGAAGACAUGUCUCCUAUCUCUAGAUGAUUGUUGAAAUGCUGACCAGGUCUCACUGUUACACAACGUCACUGACCAUGAACAAGAUGAAGAAGCUGCCUGAGCAGAUCCUGAAUCACAUCCUGGAGAUUCUCUACCUGCUGACGGGAGAGCGUGUGACUAACUCACUGACAGCGAGUGACAUGACCGGGGACAAGAUGACAGCAGAGAGGAUACUGACCCACACCCUGCAGAUCAUGUACCUGCUGACAGGGGAGGUGCCUAUAAAGUGUGAUGAUGUUGCUGUGUAUUUCUCUAUGGAAGAGUGGGAGUAUAUAGAGGGACACAAGGAGCUUUACAAGGACGUCAUGAUGGAGACUCACCAAGCACUAAGGACUAUGGAGAUCCCAGGAAACGAGAGCUCAGGUCACAGUGAUGAAAAUCUAGACACAGGAGCAUAUGGAGAACGUGUACAGAAUAUUCAGCCAGUGGAGACCCCAUCAGACAUGGCUGCAGGUGAAAACGAUACUAAGAUUUCAGUUAAGAUGGAAGAAACAGAAGAUGAGUGGCUAAGAUAUGUGCCUGAAGUUCCACCGCUGGAAAUAUACAGCAAUAUUAAUACAGGUGAAAACGAUACUAAGAUUUCAGUUAAGAUGGAAGAAACAGAAGAUGAGUGGCUAAGAUAUGUGCCUGAAGUUCCACCUCUGGAAAUAUACAGCAAUAUUAAUACAGGUGAUGUUAAGACUGAAGUUACACUUAAUGCUGAACAAAUGAAUGAUCUGUUUGUAAACAUAAAACUGGAAGCUGUGAAGCAGGAAAUCAGUGACAAUAUCAGUACAGGGGAAUUUAUAAACUGCAAUAAUCCUGGUUAUUGUCAAAGUGUUGACACUUCUUCCAGUCUUCUAUACAAUCUAAGAAGCCGCAUCGGAAAUUUAUCUUCUGAAUCUGGAAAAUGUUUUACCUUGAAAUCAGCUCUUAGUAAUCAUAUGAAAAUUCACACAGAAAAGAAAGUAUUUCCAUGUUCUUAUUGUGGGAAAUGUUUUACUCAGAAAUCAAAUCUUAGUAAUCAUCAGAAAAAUCAUUCAGGAGAGAAAGCAUUUUCAUGUUCUUACUGUGGGAAAAUGCUUUACUCAGAAAUCAAGUCUUAUUAAUCAUAAGAAAAAUUCAUACUGGAAAGAAAGCAUUUUCAUGCUCUGAAUGUGGUAAAGGUUUUACUCUUAAAGGAAAUCUUAUUAUACAUCAGAAAAUUCAUAUAGGAGAAAAGCCGUUUUCAUGUUCUGACUGUGGGAAAUCUUUUACUCAAAAAGGAAAUCUUGUUGUUACAUCAGAAAAAUCAUACAGGAGAGAAACCAUUUUCAUGUUUUGAUGUGGGUAAAUGUUUUACUCACAGAGCAAGUCUUAUUACACAUGAGAAAAUUCACACAGGAGGGAAGCCAUUUUUAUGUUCUGUCUGUGGGAAAUAUUUUACUCUGAAAGGACAGCUUGUUGCUCAUCAGAAAAUGCAUACAGGAGAAAAGCCAUUUUCAUGUUCAGAAUGUGGAAAAUCUUUUAUUCAGAAAGCACACCUUAUUAUACAUCAGAAUCUUCAUACAGGAGCGAAAGCAUUUCCAUGUUCUGAAUGUGGUAAAUGUUUUACUUUAAAUUCAAAUCUUAUUAUGCAUCAGAAAAUUCAUAUAGGAGAAAAGGCAUUUUUUUGUUCUGACUGUGGGAAAUCUUUUACUCAGAAAGCACAUCAUAGUAAACAUCAGAAAAUUCA
Messenger RNA from Bombina bombina (fire-bellied toad), 1987 nucleotides. RefSeq names its product gastrula zinc finger protein XlCGF53.1-like. The transcript is spliced from 10 exons. The coding region runs from base 279 to 1382 and encodes 367 amino acids. The record is from RefSeq and is a predicted model, not a curated record. NCBI's taxonomy places the organism in Eukaryota, Metazoa, Chordata, Amphibia, Anura, Bombinatoridae. Gene Ontology annotation, biological process: regulation of DNA-templated transcription.